This is a messenger RNA of Archocentrus centrarchus (flier cichlid), 2824 nucleotides long. Its product is annotated as enhancer of mRNA-decapping protein 3-like. Bases 108 to 1529 code for a protein of 473 amino acids. Lineage: Eukaryota; Metazoa; Chordata; Actinopteri; Cichliformes; Cichlidae. The record is from RefSeq and is a predicted model, not a curated record. The transcript has 7 exons. Gene Ontology annotation, molecular function: mRNA binding. Gene Ontology annotation, biological process: deadenylation-independent decapping of nuclear-transcribed mRNA; P-body assembly. Gene Ontology annotation, cellular component: P-body.
CCUUAUGUUAACCCGGAACACAGCGCUCACUAAACAACAGUCUUGGCUCUGUUUUGCGUUGACAUUUUGCCACGCACAGCCGCUUGCUAAGGAUCAUAGUAAGGAGAAUGGCUGCAGACUGGGUUGGUAGUGUUGUGUCCAUAGACUGUGGAGCAACGUUGGGAGUUUAUCAGGGUGAGGUGUCCUCUGUUGAUCAUUCCAGCCAAACAAUCUCACUAAAGCAUCCCUAUCACAAUGGGGUCAAGUGUCCUGUUCCUGAGGUCACAUUCAGUGCCAUGGAUAUCAAAGAGUUAAAGUUCCUGGAUAUCCAGAACAAAGUUAAGAAAAACAGCUCUGGAAAGGACACUGCAACAGAACCCAGCUUCAUAUCAACAGGACGCCAUGGCCAGACUAAUAAAACAAAUCACUCUUAUGCAACAAGCAACAGCUCUCAUUCCAGCUCUGGUCCAAUCACCAACACACGCAGAGGUUCAUCAAACAGCAGAGGGACGACACAGACCACACCCAGGAGAAGCAACGUGAGGAACGGAGGGGCUGGAGGGCAACAGAGAUCAAAGAAUGACGAAUGCUUUGGUGAUGGGACUGAUGAGAAUCUGGACACUGACUUUGACUUUGAGGGAAACCUGGCUCUGUUCGACAAGGCCGCCGUUUUCUCCCAGAUUGAUGGGGCCAGUAGCAACAGCAACAAGUCACAACAUCACAGCGCACAGGCUGAGCAGAAGACCCAGUCCUAUCGUCAUGAUGAGAAUAUUCUGGAGGGCAAACCGGUCACAUACAGACAGAUAACUGUGCCCCAGCAUGGGGGGAAAGAGUACUGUACUGACACAGGCCUGGUGGUUCCCAGUGUGCCCUACGAGCUCCAUAAACAACUCCUAGCAGCUGCAGAGCGUUGGGGUCUGUCUCUUGAGCGUAGGCUGGAAGCAGUCGGUGUUUGUUCCAGUCAGAUGGCUCUCACAUUGCUAGGUGGACCAAACAGGCUCACCCCAAAAAAUGUCCAUCAAAGACCCACUGUGGUCCUUCUGUGUGGGCCCCAUGUUCAGGGAGCCCAAGGCAUCAGCUGUGGUAGACACUUGGCCAACCAUGAAGUGGAGGUCAUCUUGUUCCUGCCCAAUUUUGUCAAGAUGCAAGAGUCAGUCACCAGUGAGGUCAGCCUCUUCAGCAAGACGAGCGGCAAGCAGGUGUCCAGCAUCAAAGACCUGCCUGUGAGCCCAGUCGAUCUUGUCAUCAACUGCUUGGACUGCCAUGAGAACCCACUGCUGAGGGAACAGUCCUGGUACCAAUCCGCUGCUGACUGGGCCAACAAGAACCGGGCUCCAGUCCUAAGUAUCGAUCCCCCAGUCAGCGAGCAGCCUCAGAGUGUGGAAGCAAAGUGGACCCUCUCUUUAGGACUUCCACUACCUUUAGCAGACAAAGAGAGCCGAGUCUACCUCUGUGAUAUUGGCCUCCCUAAGAUGAUUUACCAAGAAGUUGGCAUCAGCUACCACUCACCGUUUGGAUGUAAAUUUGUCAUCCCUCUGCACUCAGUAUAACAGAGUCGGGGCUCACGGACACUUGGAGGGAAUGGUUUGCUUGAGUGCGCAGAUAAGCAACAACAUGCCCCAAACAAAACUUUGUUGCAGUGUGGAGGAAACUUGUUGAUACAUUUGGGAGCAUCAUUGGAAAGACUGAACUGUGCGUGAGCACACAUUGAGUGCGAUACCUCUUGUAUUGGAGGGACAAGGGUUUCCUGUUGUUCGUUUAUUUUGAUAAGGCUCCGUGGCAACGUGAAUAUGUUUACAAAAUGCUGACCACUGUGAGUCUCUCUUUGACCUCUGAUCCUGUGACCAGUCAAAGCAGCAAAGACACAGUUUCCGUUUCCUUCUGCAUGUGCAGCUUAACCUACAGCUGACUGCCAGUCAAAUCUGCCAUUCAUCUUCCACGGUUGAUGUCUGGUGUAGCAUGUUCCAUUGAAAAUGUGAUAUUAUACAGAAUCUAUAUUUUUAUUUAUUUUUUUGAACAAAUCUCAGGAAUAAUGUGAAAUGUAGAAAAGCAGAAGAUUAUAUUUGCAUUUUUUGUGGUAGCACUCCUACAGUAUUUGGUGUCUUUGGAUGGUGGCGUUUUUCUACCACUUUGAUUUCCAGGUAUUACUGCUAGUUGUUUGUGGCAAAUCUUAUUUGUUUAACUUUUUCUUUUUUGACUCUUGGAGUUAAAUUACCUCUCUGACUGCCUCUCUUUUGGUCAACAUGGAAAAUUUCUGUGAAAGCUUUAGGUCAACAAAAUGUCAACUUGACCUGAGCAAAGAAAAUGUCUGUAUUUUAAACCCGAAGCUGUGCACUCUUGAAAUUAAGCAAUAACAGUCUUUCAGAGUCGGGGUUUUAUGAACUUUUUCCACCAAAUAAAUAUAUUUGAAAUGUAAGAGUACAAAUUGGGAGGCUUUACAGUUUGACACUUUAUGUACUCACGUAACAUGUUACAUUUUGUAAAUAAUGGUUUCGUUUUUGUACUUCAUUUUGGGUAUUCAUACGACUAUACAUUUCUUUUUAUAGUGCUUUUGCUGACUUGUCAUAGAAUGGUCAUUUUUGCUAUAACACGGCAAUAUGUGUUUUGCCAAAAACAAAAAGAAGGAAUUUGUGUAGAGUGAAUGAAUUACAUUAAAAAUAUUCACGGUCUCAGAAGUUACCACUCAGGAUCAAAAAGGUCACAGUGACUGCAGCCUCGUGUAUUCUCACUGUUCUUUGUCAUCAUUGUAGCAGACACUAAAAUGUGAUCAUAACUGUCAUCAGUUCACAUUUUUGAAAAAAUGCCUUGGAUUUUUGAUUGUGGAUAGGUCUCGUCUUGGGAUUCA